AGAGAUGGACACGUAGACCGUGAAAUUCUCACGGCCUUCACCUACAGUAGGGCCGUCCAACGAAUAUUAACGGUAGUAAAGAACCCCUCAUUUCUAGCCAAGUACCGUCGAAACACAGAAGUUGGUACCGUUAUGUAUGAGUCUUCAGAAACGCUGCGGAUUGCCGCGCCUUCAAGCCGCCAAAGCUACUACGACAAGCACUGCCUCAACCACCGUCGUUCCCUGGAACAGUCGCCUGAGAGAGCUAGCGAACCAAUGUCACUUCGCCGAAGCUCUUACUCUGUACCGCCAAAUGCUCCGUUCCGGUCAUCCCCCGAACGCCUUCACCUUCCCUUCCGCUCUCAAAUCCUGCGCUGCCCUCUCGCUUCUCGUUACCGGAAAACUACUCCACGGCCACGUGGUCAAAACCGGGUGCGAACCCGAACCCUUUGUGCAGACCUCUUUGAUUUCUAUGUACUGUAGGUGCUCUUUGAUCAAGAAUGCACGUAGAGUGUUUGAAGAUAAUGACUCUUCGAGAAAGCUAACGGUUUGUUACAAUGCUUUGAUAUCUGGGUACACCUCAAAUUCGAAAAUUUCGGAUGCGGUUUUGUUGUUUCGUAGAAUGAGAGAGGCAGGACUGUCGGUUAAUUCAGUGACGAUGUUGGGUUUGAUUCCGGGUUGUAUUGACCCGGUGCAUCUGGGUCUUGGGAUGUGUCUUCACGGUUGUAUUAUUAAGAGUGGUUUGGACAUUGAUUUGUCUGUUGGGAAUUGUUUGCUCACCAUGUACGUCAAAUGCGGGUCAGUUGAUUAUGCUCGGAGUGUGUUUGAUGAAAUGCCAGGAAAGGGUUUGAUUACUUGGAAUGCAAUGAUUUCUGGGUAUGCACAAAAUGGGCUUGCUACCCAUGUCUUGGACCUGUACCGGGAAAUGGAAUUUCUUGGCAUUCGUCCUGACCCUGUGACACUUGUCGGUGUUCUAUCUUCUUGCGCUCACCUUGGUGCCCAUGGUGUUGGCCGUGAGGUGGAGCAGAAGAUUAAGUUUCAUGGGUUUGGUUCCAAUACUUUUUUAAGUAACUGUUUGAUUAACAUGUAUGCUAGAUGUGGUAAUUUAGUAAAAGCUCAUGCUAUCUUCAAUUCCAUGGUUGAGAAAAGUAUAGUUUCUUGGACAGUAAUUAUAGGUGGUUAUGGAAUGCAUGGACAUGGAGAGAUUGCUGUUCAGCUCUUCGAUGAAAUGGUAAGGACUGGAAUUAGACCUGACAAAACAAUAUUUGUGAGUGUUCUUUCUGCCUGUAGCCAUGCAGGACUGACUGAAAAAGGCUUGGAGUAUUUUACUGCAAUGGAGAGAAAGUAUGGGCUGCAACCAGGUCCAGAGCAUUACUCUUGCAUGGUAGACCUUUUGGGUCGGGCUGGUCGACUCAAGGAAGCUGAGGAUAUGAUUGGAUCUAUGCAAGUAAAACCAGAUGGUGCAGUAUGGGGAGCACUCUUAAAUGCCUGUAAAAUUCAUAAAAAUGUAGAUCUAGCAGAGUUGGCUUUCAAACGGGUGAUUGAGCUCGAACCCAGGAAUGUUGGUUACUAUGUAUUGUUAUCAAAUAUAUACACUGAUGGAGAGAACUUGGAGGGCGUAUUAAAUGUUCGUAAGAUGAUGAGAGAGAGGCAGCUUAAAAAGGAGCCGGGGUACAGCUAUGUUGAAUUGAAAGGGAAAGUAAAUAUUUUCUUGGCUGGGGAUAGAACUCAUCAUCAAACAGUUGAAAUAUACAAAAUGCUGUACGAGUUAGAAAGUUUAGUAAAGGAACUUGAUGAGUAUAAGGAGAACAAGAUCCAAGGAAAAAACGAAGAACUACUGAUUAGUGAGGGUGUGCACAGCGAAAGAUUGGCAAUUGCAUUUGGGCUGUUGAAUACUUUGCCAGGUACAGAGAUUAUUGUGAUAAAAAAUCUGAGGGCAUGCAGGGAUUGUCACUUGUUUAUAAAGCUGGUUAGCAAGAUUGUAGACCGGCAGUUUAUUAUAAGAGAUGCAACUCGUUUCCACCAUUUUGAAAAUGGGAUCUGUUCUUGCAAAGACUACUGGUAAGUUAUUUUCAGAAUCCAGUGACUCUGCUCAAACAGCCAGUUCUCAAAAUUUUCUUAGCAUUCUGGCAAAUGGAAGUAAUGCAUUGAAACACAUCACGAUUGGAAAUUCUAAAUACUGCUGCUGACACGUAAAGUUUAAGCUGUUUAGCUGACUAUUAGCCAGCACUGUUCCAAUUUUUUGCUGGGUAGAUGAAUUACUCGAUGCUAAUUUCAGUGUGGUACAAAAUGUUAUUAA
Ziziphus jujuba (common jujube) is the source of this 2278-nucleotide messenger RNA. Its product is annotated as putative pentatricopeptide repeat-containing protein At3g11460, mitochondrial. The transcript has a single exon. Gene Ontology annotation, biological process: RNA modification. Gene Ontology annotation, molecular function: protein binding; RNA binding; zinc ion binding. NCBI's taxonomy places the organism in Eukaryota, Viridiplantae, Streptophyta, Magnoliopsida, Rosales, Rhamnaceae. The record is from RefSeq and is a predicted model, not a curated record. The coding region runs from base 137 to 2044 and encodes 635 amino acids.